Phaeoacremonium minimum UCRPA7 is the source of this 1095-nucleotide messenger RNA. RefSeq names its product putative ferrochelatase precursor protein. The record is from RefSeq and is a predicted model, not a curated record. Gene Ontology annotation, molecular function: protoporphyrin ferrochelatase activity. Bases 1 to 1095 code for a protein of 364 amino acids. The transcript has a single exon. Lineage: Eukaryota; Fungi; Ascomycota; Sordariomycetes; Togniniales; Togniniaceae. Gene Ontology annotation, biological process: heme biosynthetic process.
AUGGGAGGGCCGUCAACCGUAAAUGAGGUCGGGGAUUUCCUAAGCCGUCUGUUCGCCGACGGCGACCUCAUCCCGCUAGGGCGCUUACAGAAUUAUAUUGGCCCAAUCAUUGCAAAUCGGCGGACACCAAAGAUUCAGAAGCAGUAUGCCGAAAUUGGCGGUGGUUCGCCGAUUCGGAAGUGGUCGGAGUAUCAGAAUGCGGAGAUGUGCAAGCUGCUAGAUAAGUUGUCUCCCGAGACAGCACCGCAUAAGCCCUACGUCGCAUUCAGAUAUGCCGAUCCAUUGACUGAGGAGAUGUACAACAAGCUGUUAGAAGACGGCUUUGGCAACGGAAAGGGUGGACGGGCUGUCGCAUUUACGCAGUAUCCCCAGUACUCCUGCUCAACGACGGGUAGCAGUAUCAACGAGUUGUGGAAGUGGCGGCAAAGGCUCGAAGGGAAACGUGGGAACCCAACGAAUCCACCCACCGACGGCUCGAUUCAGUGGAGUGUGAUAGACCGUUGGCCAGUUCACCCCGGACUCGUCGAGGCUUUCGCCCAGAACAUUGAACAGAAGCUGCUCGAGUAUCCCGAGGAGCGCCGCAAAGAUGUCGUUCUGCUGUUCUCAGCGCACAGUCUGCCAAUGACCGUCGUAAACAGGGGCGAUCCAUAUCCUGCCGAGGUCGCGGCCACAGUGUACGCCGUGAACCAGCGUCUCGGCUUCGUCAAUCCCUACAGGCUGGUGUGGCAGUCCCAGGUCGGGCCUCAGCCUUGGCUUGGUCCUCAGACAGCGACAACUGUUGAGGAUUACAUCGCCAAGGGGCAGAAAGAUCUAAUCUUGAUACCCAUUGCAUUCACUUCAGACCACAUUGAAACACUUUACGAGCUCGAUAACGAGGUUAUUGGCGAUUCUGGCCAUGCCGAUACCGUCAAGCGAGCGGAAAGUUUGAACGGCAGCCCGGUCUUCAUCAAGGCUCUUGCAGAUAUCGCCAAAGCUCACUUAGACAGUGGGAUCAAGACGUCCGUCCAGAUGGGGCUUCGCUGUCCCGGCUGCAAGAGUGAACGAUGCCUCGAGUCCAAAAAGUUCUUUGCAGGUGCCGAACGCGUUCCGGCCUAA